AUUCGCAUCCGAAAAAUCUACCUGAUUCCGUCUGCUUUAUAUCUUUGAACACCGAUUAUAUAUUUUAAAACAGUGGCGGAAACAUUUAUUCCCUUUUUAUGCUUACCAGAAAUUUACCAACAACGCACAGAACAACCGAAUACACAGCACUUAACCUUACACAAUAAACAAUCGAUGACAGAGCAACUGUCAAAAACAACGCAACCGUUUCUCACAACAAACCCUACAAGUGGACGGGCAGAGCACAAAAUCUACAAAAUAAAGUAGAAUUACGAAUUUAUUCGCUAUUCCUGCCAUUAAAGUACAAUUCCAAAGUCCUUUGUACGCGAAGCGAACCGGCAGUUAGCGCAAGAGAGGGUAAUUUUGCGUACACCUUCAAGUGUCAUCUUGCGGUAAAAGAGCAGAAGAACAGUACAAAGAAGACCAGCAGAUGUAAAGACAGAGAGGAACCGAGUGUGUAAGAGAACAAUAGACGAUUGCAUCGUACUGCUUUGUAGUAAAAAGCGCAGCUUCUUCUGCCUCUUCUGCGCUCCAGCGGGAUCAGAUCCUUUUUCUUUAUCCGUGCGUGCGGUUCGUGCGUAGUUACGUGCGUCGAAAAUUGUCUAUUUGGCCGGGAAAGGGAACGUACACUGGAAGGGACGUACCAAUUGCUUUUCGUCGCCAUCGUUUCCCGUUGCGUCGCAUUCUGCCUGUUCCCGAACCUUUCGAUCCGCUCGAUCGUUUUUCAGCGUGAGGAAGACGGCUUCUCAAAACAACAAACCAACCCCCGUUGUGCGUGUAGCUGUGUGUGUGUGCGUAUUUAUAUAUCGCGUACCAUAUAGCCCUACAUUGUCGAAAACCCUUCGGGCCACAGAGCGACACCAGUGUGCAGCGAUUAGUGGUUGUUCGACGGUUCGGUGCGCUCUUGAGUUUUCAUCAACAUCAGCUUUUGUUCGUGGUCUUGAUUUCCAUUUUUCGGGCUAGCUGGUUAGUUGAGUUCGGAUCGGUAUCGGUGGAACAUUCGUAACUCGCAAGCUAUCGGGAAGAAAAAGAAAGACAAAUCCCCCAUACACGCACAAACACGAACACCCGCAACAAACGCAUCUAACACCAAGCACCACUACCACCACUAUUAACGCUCGAGCGUCGAGUGUGUCGCGUGUGUGUGUGUGUGUGUACCGGGUGCCGCACGGAUUUUGCACGUCCGGAAAAUCUACCAUCGCUGUCCGGCAGCAGCCAGCUGGGUGCCCGGUCGGUCAACAAAGAUGUUUGCCUGCCCGUGCCUGAACGUGUCGAUAGCCGUAAACGAUGAGAGCACCGUCCCCAGCAGUACAACCGCCACCGAUCCCGGACCAGUGACGCUGAAGAGCGAAAUUAGCUUGCCGCGGCCACCAGCAGCCGUGAUUGCCGGACUUGCGGAAGGAAAAUCACGCGAGCUGGCCAGCUUCUUCCAGGAGUCGGUUGGACCCCUGCAAGAUGCCAGCGUAACAAUGCAGCUGACAAUGAUGCUAAAGACAAUCUCGUGCGAUGGCUGGAAUGUGUGCAAAUGUCUGUACUGUGGUUCCGUCACGUUUGCCCGUGAUAUCACCAACCCGGCCACUGUCCUGAUCAAUGGAACACUUGCGCUCACCGCAGACGAAAUUAAUCGACGUAAACGGCAGGAAAAUUAUUCACCCGCGUUCAGGAUCGUGCUCGAUCGGCGUGCGGCCGAUUUUCGCGGAUUUUAUCGCAAGGACCAGUGCCGCAGCCUGUUUACGGCGGCGGCCAACACGCUCGACAGUACGAACGAUCGGAACGAGCUGCUCGAAUCGUUGCGCGCGUUUAUGCUUGCCGAAACGCAGUCGGCUAACGAACGGAUCGCCCGGGUCACGCAGGAGCUGAACGAGCAGCUGAGCAAUGUGCGCGAUCGGGCUGAGCAGGAUUAUCUGUUUCUGGCGCAAACAUUCGUACCUGAACUACUAGCUAGUAAUGCAAGCGGCGAACAGCAUGGUACCGGGACCAACAACACCACCACCAGUCCGUCGGUGGUGGAGAAAGCGCUUCAACCAUUGCUAACGAACUUAGGUACGCCGGUACCAGCAAAUCCAGCGGAUGUCGCGGACAGUCACCUGGAAACGCCACCCGCAACGCCGGAGUGUAUGCCGAUGUCAACCGGCAACAGUCCACCGUCGAUUGUGAACGGUAACGGUACGUCGGUUAGCCCCGACCAGAACGCUAGCAGCGUUUCCAACGGUGCGGAUUCAACGCACGGCUUCAAGCCGGCUACCGACAAUCAGCGGGCGCCAAUGCAGCUGAGCAACAGUGCCGCCAAUACGAUCAACAAUAAUACUACGAACAGCAACCAAGGUGCCAUUAGCAAACCACCAACUCAGCAGCAGCAGCAGCAACAUUCCAUGAGUACAAAUCUCUUUGCCAAUCACGGCAAUACCCUGGGGGCGGCCACAACGGUACCAGGGCUUGCCGGCAGUGUCGGCAACCUAACGGGAGCUACACAUAGAUUUAACAGCAAUGUCCAUCAGCGACAACAGCAGCCGCAGCCGCAGCUGCAACAGACAAUGUUCGACUCGGACUGUAUGUUCGACAUUGAUGGGAUGGAGAAUGACAAAACGCCACCACCGGAUGAUAUUUCUGACGAGGAGCAAUCAGAUUAUGAUGAUAUACCGGAAAACAACAAUCGUGCGGAAGGUGGCAUAUUUAUCCCACGCCAUCAGUACGGACGACAGACGAGCUCGGUCGCAAAAAGUCUUCCGAUUUCAAUGCCGAAAAUGAUGCCACCGUACCGGAUGAACGAAGAAGAUCUCGAUGAGAUGGCGGAAGAUACGGUCGAUAUUGCGGCCAGUAUCAAGGCCCUCGCCAAAAGCGUACACGGCGAGGCAGUGUUUGGUGAUUUGCCACGUCGGCAAAUUCAAAAGUUCACCUCACAGAUAUGAGCGUGUUACGCCACGGCAGAGGAUCUCAUCUUUACUUUCCCCUGACUGUUACUGUUGCGUUGAGACCACUCUCUGCACCCGAGUGGGUCAACCUGGAGACAGCCGACAAAGGAUAUGAUACGAUCCGGAUCCUCGUGAUAUGCAAAUGCGUUGCGUUUAGUACACUGCAGAUUGCUCCCCUACCGGCACCCACAAAUUAAGUUGUUUUUGGUCAUUUUGCAAGCGUUUUCAACAUUUUAAUCUAAAUUUAAGUUUUUUUUUAUUUUACAAAAAUGGAUACACUUUUUUUAAUGUGUUUGUUUUUGUUUUUUUUGUGUGCAACGCAAACAGAAAAGUUUGCUCUGUCAAUGUACUAUUGCUUACGGCAAAGGAUUGACCGUAGUUGAGUACAAGAAAUGAUAUGUGCUCUAACUGUAUUCACAUUCAUUUGCAAUCAUUUAUUUCCUAUGUUUCGUUGCAAUAAUUGCCUACCAGAACUUAACUCGAAUGUACGAGUUGGAUUAUAUUUUUUUUUUACUCUAUCUGUCCUUUAUUCAUUUUGCUUUUAUCAAAUGAUACGAAUCUGUGUGUUGGGAAAGGAAAAGAACUAUUCUUUUAGUAUGAACUUUGUUUUUGAAAGUUGAACUAUAAAGGGCAAAUUGUUCUACAUUGUGUCCAUCUCACCUCACCUCACUAUCGGCAAACACGCCACGUCGUGGAUCGUGUGUUUUGCGUACGUAAAACAUCCUCUUUAAAUCGCCAAUCAACUGAAGCAGGUACUUCCUGGGUUAUCAACCACACACGACCGCAAAAAAAAACUUAUGGAGUUGUGUACGUGAGAACGAUUGCAUACUUUUUAGCGUUGCAAACCCCUAAACACAACCCAGCGCCCCCACCAGGUACGUGCGCGAAACGCAAAAAAAGGGGAGAAUUCUGUCUGCUUUAUUUUUUUUUUGGUUGUAACUUUACCAUUCAAUGCAGUGUACUAAUUACUACCUAGUGACUAUCGGUUAAUUUGUAAGUCGUUACAAUAUUAGUGUUUAUCGAAAUGAAGAGUAUGCUAUAUAACAGACAAACAGAGAAAAAACAAAGGGACAGGAAGAACGCAAUGCUUUGAAGCGAUUGCAGACGGAAGGGCUAAUAAGAAAAAGGGCAGGAAAAAUGAAAGCAUGUUACAAUCAGGCGAUAAAUGAUAAAUGAGCAGUAAUGAGCGGAAUCGUGCAAGAUGAAACAAUAAUUGUCGAAUAUUGCAAUAUUAAAACGCGAUCGAUUCAGCGUUUGUUUUGUUUUUUUUUUUUAACGGUUUUUAAACUGCUCUAUUUUUUUUGGGGGACAAACUUUCCAACAAUCUCUCAAAUGCGUAAUGCGCAUCGGAAAGUACACGGAAUGGGCAAGCGCCCUUAUGUAGUAGAGGGGGGGGAUUUGCGCUUGUCAGAAGAACAUCGAUCGACACUCCCAAUAUGCCAUGUUUUCAAGUACAAUUCAUCCAUGUUAUUAUCUACCUGUGGGUCCAGUUCGUGUUUUUUUUUUUUACUAAACUAAUAUAAUAAAGCAUCCUGUUUAUAUAAUAAAGUAUGCUAUCGGUUGGAUGCGUUCGAAUCUCACCGUUGGAAGCUGAGCACCAAAAGAGGAGACGACAGGCGUGGCAGGAUUUUCCGUUUCUUUCACAUGCGUCUUCCAUUUGUUGGCUUUUGGCGCGAAUAUCAUCAAUGGACGUAACAACUUGCGACGAAGACAAAAGUACCUGCUGGACCAAAGGUUUGGAUCUUCACACGCAGCGAAGAGAAUUAAGAAGCACCACCGUUUAGAAGGAGAUUUUACUACUAAAGAAAUCCAACGUUUGAUCCUUUUAUCCCGAUCCGUUGUUCCCACACACACAAUACCUCGUUCAUUUUGGAAUUGAAUCCAUCAAACCAUCAAAAGCUGCUCCCCAUUGCCAUCCUUCAUCUGGUCUGGAUUGGUCACGGAUGACUCCUAUUCCUACAAUAACUAAACUACCUCCAACUAUUUGUUUUCUACCGUUCGGUUUACCGAUCAAUUUGCUUGUGUUUGUUAAUGGGUUAGUAGUUUUAGCAGCUGGCAAAAACGGACAAGGACAUAUAAGGUCAUAAUCAAUUAAACAAUCAUGUAGCAAAAAAAAAAACAACAAAAAACGGGACAAAGAGCGAACGAUGGUUUCCCUAGUACUUGAAGUAGUUGCUAAACAAAUCGUCCAAAUCAUGCUAUCAUGAAUGUUAGUCUGUCUAUCGAAACUGUCGAAAUCGCAAUCAGUUGAUUAAUUGGGAAUCGGAUUCAUCCCAAAUCCGAGCAAAACGAGAAACAAAGCAGGAUUCAAGGUAAACAGUGUGUAGUGUAUCCUUUCCGCAGCGAUUAAUCAAGCAUACUAGUAACGUGUUAUAUUAUAUAUAUAUAUACGCCCAAUGCAUAUGUAUAUUAAACUAA
Anopheles funestus (African malaria mosquito) is the source of this 5330-nucleotide messenger RNA. RefSeq lists its product as uncharacterized. Bases 1245 to 2909 code for a protein of 554 amino acids. The record is from RefSeq and is a predicted model, not a curated record. Lineage: Eukaryota; Metazoa; Arthropoda; Insecta; Diptera; Culicidae. Gene Ontology annotation, biological process: negative regulation of TOR signaling; neurotrophin TRK receptor signaling pathway; negative regulation of protein kinase activity. The transcript has 5 exons. Gene Ontology annotation, cellular component: cytoplasm.